Messenger RNA from Hyla sarda, 2127 nucleotides. Its product is annotated as FMR1-interacting protein NUFIP2-like. The record is from RefSeq and is a predicted model, not a curated record. Gene Ontology annotation, cellular component: nucleoplasm; cytoplasmic stress granule. NCBI's taxonomy places the organism in Eukaryota, Metazoa, Chordata, Amphibia, Anura, Hylidae. The transcript is spliced from 4 exons. The coding region runs from base 170 to 1387 and encodes 405 amino acids. Gene Ontology annotation, molecular function: RNA binding.
CCGCCCCGGUAAGCUCCUCCCCGCGGGACGGAGCGGGCGGCCUCUGUCUCUUCCUUCCGCCGCCUGUGUGGUGAGGUUGUCCGUGUUCCGGCCGCUCCUGUCCCGUCCGCUUCUCCGUUAUCUCCGCCUCCUCCGGUCCCGUCUCGCUCGGCCCCGCACCGGGAUUAUUAUGCACAAGGAGCACCUGGCCCAGGAUGAGAACAGUAACCCGCGGGAGGGCCCAGUGAGCCGGAGGAAGGAGAGGCUGAGCCCCAGCGAGCACGACAUGAACCAGCUCAACCGCAGCCGCCCCAAAACCGGCUCCUGGGACUCUAACGGAUACGGGCCAGAAAUCGAGGCGCUCGCAGGCCGCACCGAGGACAGCGUCCCCCUCAGCCCCUCCAACUCCCUGAACCUUCGUCACUUGCGAGGCUGCGAGAGGGACUCGUCCGGCCGUGGUCUCCAGAGGCCCCCCCCAUCUCAGUAUCACCCCAACUACUACCCCACACACCACCACCACCAUCACCGCACCUCCUACUCCGGCCACCGCAAAGGUUAUUGGGACUAUGAGAGCCAAUACCGAGAUGGUAAACGUAAAGCGUGGGUGCCCCGACCCGGAGGGGGCCCCCACACCCAGCGCCCCAGGAACCGCGAAGCCUUAAACUCCACAGAGACCCCGUGUGCGGAUAUGAGGCCCGAGCAGACGGCGGGUGACAAGAGCAGAAAUGUGUCGCGCCAGCCCUCCCCACCGGCUGAGAAGGAGCCGGCCGCCGACAGCUGGCUGCUAUUUAAGCCUCUGCCCGUCUUUCCCGUCGACAGCAGCAGCGCCAGGACGCUGCCCAAAAUCAGCUACGCCAGCAAGGUGAAAGAGAACCUGGAUGGCAAAGGACUGGUGCCCAGCUCUGCCCUCCGCACCUCCACCACCCUCCCCAACUGCCUGCUGAAUGCUGCACAAAGCGGAGGCGAUGGCACCGCUGCCCCCCACUCCCUCUCCUCCUCCUCCUGCUCCUCCCUGUCCUCCUCCUCACCACCCUCCCCCGUCAGCCAGGAAAACUUGGGCGCCAUUUUCCAGAACGAGUGGGGUCUCUCUUUUAUCAAUGAACCCGGGGCGGGUCAGGCAGCUCCAGCUGAGGCCAGGGAGCCUGAAGAGGGGGCCCCCGGUGGGGUGGAAGGUGGCGGCGGUGGUGGUGACCAAGACAAAGCCCCCAUGGUGAUGGCUCUAGUGCGUCUUUCCCAUGGGUUCUACAUAGAAGGAGCCGAUCCCGAGGGGACCUCCAUGGAGAAUCCGAAAGACUGGGAAGCCAUGGUCUCCUACAGCCUGCAAGAGUGGAAUCGUGUCUGGAACUUACACAAGAGAGAUCCCUCCCGUGUAGUCGUAUAUGCAGAAACCAUGGAUGGAAAAGGUUAACCCUACCCCCUGCCGAGUGGAGCCCCCCUCCCUCCGCCUCCUGAGCGAGGCCCAUCCCUCCGACCCCACCCCCCUACGCAACACUUAGUCCGCAGAGCGGCAUUCAAGAUGCGCCACAGAGACCGUGCCCCACGAGAGACUGCUUUAUACCCCCGCACUGGAAGGGGUUAAGGUGGCAUUUCCUGGAGAAUCAAUUUUUUUUUUUUUUAGUUUUUGUUUUUUUAUUUUAAAUUUUUGUGAUGCCCGCCUCCUGCGUUCUGGUGCCCAGUCUGACACGUGUGGAUCAGCAGCCUCAACCACUCGGCUCUCGACGCCGGCGCUUGGACUUGCGCUUCCUCUUCUCUUCGGACUCGGCUCUUUUUUUUUUGCUUUUAAUGUGUUUUUAUUUUCCCUCCCUCCCCGGUGAAGAGAGACGCUGCCCAUGCGGUAUAGCUGCGGACGGACGGAACACUGUGCAGCGCAGCGUCUACACACACCGCGGGAGGGGGAAGGGUUCUCUGCCAGGAACAUUGCAUUUCCUUUUUUUAAUUUUUUUUGCUGUUUUGUAGGACCUGCUAAGCACCUUCUUUAUCUUUGAAGAAAAAAAAAAUUUCUGCAUCUUAUUUUAACCCUUUUUCACGCUAAGUUGUGGCUGAGGCACCAAAACCCAAACUGGCGAUUGGUUGAAGGCCAGGCCUGGGCGAUAUUGUCAUUAAAAUCUGUUUUAUUACCCUCUUGCCUGCUGGGCUCUGGUCAUUUCU